UAGUGUCGCUCAGUCUCGUGCCGAACGUCGCUGUUGCUGGCCGUCUCGUAUUUGUUUAGUGCGAUACAAUCGGAGUGAUAAACUAGUUACUCCGGAACGACCGGCUAUUCUACAGUGCAUUGUGAACAAAAACUUCUGUAAAGGUGUAUUUUAUAUUGAUAAACUGAACGGUUUCGGGAGCCGUUAUUGAAACAAAGGCAUAGUUUAUGAAAAGGUGAACUUGUAACAAUCGAGAAACAGAUUGAUAACACAAAGCGAAGCAGGCGUAUUGGCCUCCGACCAUGAAUUAGAUAUCGCUGCAAACGAUAUCGAAACGUACGUAUCACACUUACUUCAUCUUUGUGCAAAUUUUACGAGUGAGUAUCGUGACUCGGAGAACACAAUAUCCAAAUGUUGAAGAAUGAUUUACGAGGAUGCCGGUGUCCUGAAGAUGGCCUCACGCACCCCGUCCCUUGAGUCGCUGCCCGGUGCCAAUUCUAUAGGUUCGCUGGAGCGUGGCUCCUUAUCACCACUGACCUUGAGCGGCUCCUCGCCUCCCGCGAGUGACUCCGCCGUAUGUGAUCUUCGCGAAUUCGACGGUCUAGACACCACCUGUGCUAUUUGCCGAGAGACAUUCGUUGACCCUAAAGUUCUCAACUGCUUCCACACCUUCUGCAGAGGUUGCCUGGAGCGUGAACAAACCCACCCCGACAAAGUAACCUGCGUCACUUGCCGAGUGGAUAGUCACCUGUCCCCAGCCGGUAUACCUGGACUCCUCACAAAUCUAGUGAUUGCAGCGGCCGUCGAACAGGACGCUGAUCUUCUGCCGUCAGGACGUCAGACUAAUUCGCCCACUGCACCUUGUACCGGCUGCAAGUCUAAGGAAUCCGACGCCGUAGCGCGCUGUGUAGAUUGCGCUAACUUCCUGUGUCCCAAUUGCGUCAUGGCUCACCAAUUCAUGCAUUGCUUUGAAGGUCAUCGUGUGCUGGCCUUCACGGACCUAAAAGAUGAUAAAGGUCUUCUUAACUCGACGCUCUCGGCGAGCGGUGAUAAAACCGCAUUCUGCCCGAGACACAAAAAUGAUAUUCUGAAAUACUUUUGUCGCACUUGUUCUGUGCCAGUGUGCAAAGAAUGUACAAUUAUCGAACACCCCGCGGCGCUACACGACUGUGAACAUUUGUCGGAUGCGGGGCCAAAACAACUUGAACUCAUGCAGCAAGCAGUCAAUGAAGCUAAAACACGUGCAACGGAAAUAAGACACGUUGUGAAGACGGUAGAACAUGCUGCUGGUAAACUUCAAGUUCAAUAUCAUAAAGCUCAAAAUGAAAUUAACGACACCUUCCAAUUCUACCGCUCUAUGCUAGAAGAGCGUAGACAGGAGUUACUGAAGGAACUGGAAAGUGUUUUCUCGACAAAGCAAAUUGCUCUCACUGUCGUAGGGCAGAAAGCUCAAGAAACUGUAGACAAAAUAUAUCAAACUUGCGAUUUCGUCGAAAGGUUGACCAAAUGCGCCAACAUCGCCGAAAUAUUGAUGUUUAGAAAACUUUUAGAUACUAAACUGCAAUCUUUAAUUAGCACGAACCCAGAACAAAGUGUACAAACAGCUUGCGAACUUGAAUUUGUAUCGAAUUAUCAAGCGAUACAAGUCGGCGUCAGAAACACUUUUGGUUACGUUCGCUCUAGUUCUGAAGCGAACGUCGGUCCCACCAAACAACCACCGAUCGCUCGGCCCACAAACGGUUCUCUGUUGAAUGGCGGAUCUUCCUCGAGCAGCAGCAGCGUAAAUGGAAGCUCAGGAAGCCUUAACGGUGGUAUUCACCUGCCGACUGGAUUAAAUGGUGUUUUAGACAGACCCUACUCGAAUGGACUUCUCGGUCCCACGAGCCAAUCAACAUCUCCGUUUGAUACGAACAUUAUCUCCAAACGUUUUACUAGUGGUAACUCUCUCGGGCCUUUCUCCACUGCCAUUGGAGACAUCAACUUAAACGGCAUAAACCCAUACGAAAAAUGGUCAAAUGGAGGAUGUGACACGCUGUUCCCUCCCGCCACAUCGGACCCAUAUUCUCUUUCUGCUGCCGCUCAUUCAGAUCCAAUUUUAGAUUUGACAAACAAAUUAAUAUCCACUGCUAUAUUCCCUCCAAAAUCACAGAUCAAACGGCAAAAGAUGAUAUAUCACUGUAAAUUCGGUGAGUUCGGUGUGAUGGAAGGCCAAUUCACAGAACCAAGCGGAGUCGCUGUCAAUGCUCAAAACGACAUUAUUGUCGCCGAUACUAACAACCACCGAAUUCAGAUUUUCGACAAAGAGGGCCGCUUUAAGUUUCAGUUUGGCGAGUGUGGCAAACGAGAUGGACAGCUUCUGUACCCUAACAGGGUAGCCGUUGUCCGAACCUCUGGAGAUAUUAUCGUUACAGAAAGAUCGCCGACGCACCAAAUACAAAUUUACAAUCAGUAUGGUCAAUUUGUUCGAAAAUUCGGUGCCAAUAUUCUUCAACACCCCCGCGGUGUCACCGUGGAUAACAAAGGACGAAUCGUCGUCGUGGAAUGUAAAGUUAUGCGUGUCAUUAUCUUUGACCAAGUAGGAAACGUACUCCAGAAAUUUGGAUGCUCAAAACAUUUAGAAUUUCCGAACGGCGUUGUGGUGAACGACAAACAAGAAAUAUUCAUAAGUGACAACAGGGCGCAUUGCGUCAAAGUCUUUAACUACGAAGGCAUUUACUUGCGCCAGAUCGGAGGAGAAGGAGUGACUAACUACCCGAUAGGCGUGGGCAUCAACGCAGCCGGCGAAAUCUUAAUCGCCGACAAUCACAACAACUUCAACCUUACAAUAUUCACUCAAGACGGACAGUUGGUAUCGGCUUUAGAAAGUAAAGUAAAACACGCUCAAUGCUUCGACGUAGCUCUCAUGGACGACGGCUCGGUAGUUCUCGCGAGCAAAGAUUACCGCCUCUAUAUUUACCGUUACGUGCAAGUGCCACCUAUUGGCAUGUGAACGUCCCGAGCUCGCUCAACCCCAUCGCAGUCGGGAACUUCCGGCGACACUUAAAGCCAAAAAUAAAGUUAACGAUUCUGGCCAUAUGUGUCAAUUUUUAUUACGAAGUGACUCUUGAAGUGGAAUAUAAGAAAGGACUACGUUUGCGGCGGCGAUGUGAUCACUUUACCGAUAGCCCUCCGCCAAGGCGACGCCUAGGUCGAGGGAGGCUCGAUGCAUUAUGUACCUACAUUUUAAACGAAACUGUAAUGAGAUUAGUUUUAGUAUUGACAUUGUUAUAUAAGUACCUAAGUGGAGUACGAGAGAUUAUUCCGUUGGUUGGAGCCGAAAAUAUCGUAUGAUUCUCGACCCUUAUCAUUUUUGAUCUAUGAAUAAUAUUUUUCCAUAUCCCACGUCGUUAAAUUAGGGAUGAAUAUUACGGGCGUUUGUAUUAUUUAGCCCAUUUGUUGGACCAAUAUUUUAACUAUUAUUACUUAAAAUUGUUAGGCGUUAAGCGAGUGAUUUUAUUGAAUUAAGAGAGCAUCGAGUGGUAUUGUUGUUAGUUUUAAGGAUAUUCUUCGGCACAAUGGCACUUCCUGUUUUGAAUUAGCACUUAUUCUGUGUCGAUGGAAAAAUAAUUAUGAAUCUAAUUAAGAAGUUGUUACAUAUUCUUAGGUAAGUGUUAAAUGGAAUUAAACUAAAAUGGACAACCUUUAGUUACUACCCCCUUUUUAAUGUAGUUACAAAAAUUAGGGAAAGUGAUGUUAGGGGUUUUAUCAAUGACAAAGUUGACUGCGGCGUUUCUUAAAGAACGAAUAGAUCAAAAGUUUAGUUGACACAACGGGAGAUCUUUAUAUGUGAUUAGACAUCACACGAGAAGUGAGUUGCGCCAGUCCUUGAGAUGAUAAGAACUUGGAGUAUUAUAAAGCAUUUGAGAAUGGUUGUUUUUGAUUUUGAGCAUUGGAAUACUGUUAGGACUACAGAUAUGACGUCAUCACCGCCUAGUCACUGAGAGCCCACGGAUCCAUAAAUUCCUCAAUUUCGUUGUUUUUAUUACAAUUAGUAACAUUUGGUUGAUAUAAUAUUAUUCGUUUUUAUACAAAACUUAAGUAGGUAUUUUAUAUUAAUUAAACACGGUAGUAACUAGUAGAGCACUUAGUGAAGGUUCGUUUCGCUAGAUUUUUUGAUUUAACUAUUUUUCGAGAUUUUAACGGUGUGACGCAUUUUGCUGCUCACUGUAGUAUUAUAGCUUACUUGAUAUGUCUUACAAACCUGUUGAUUCUAGUAAGAUAUUUUUUAUACGAAAGCAACUUUAUUUUUGUAGCAUUAUUAGAUUACGGUGCAUGUGUAACGUUUAUUUUUCUUAUUUUAUGAAUAUUAUGCUAUCGUUAGAUUACUACUUUACCGCGUGUUUGAGUGUGUUAGAGGAAUUAUUUUAGCUUGAUUUUUCAUUUUUUAGUUUUAUUUUUUGUAGUUUGCUGAAUCUAUGACAAUAAACAGAUCUGCCGCUUAAUGUUUGAUCUGAAUAAGCCUCUAGAGUAAGACGAUUGAAGCCACGCCACUAUGACCGUUGCUCGUAUACCUGCAAUACCUGCUUUACAUGUGCCAUACAACCAUGUUGUGAUGUAUUAAGUGAUAUUAAGUGUUGUUUGUAAAUAUGUACCAUAAUAUCUUUGUACCGAAUUUUAUACAUAAGUUUAUCGAAUUUUUUCACUACUAUUUGUGCAAAUUACUUGGUCAAUAAUGCAAUGAAUUGCUUAUAAAGGCUUUAUGAUUUUUUCACUUAUCUCGCACGUAAGACAUUAUUGUUCGCAAAUUUGCAUUAAAGUUUCUGAAAGGUUCUCGGGAUAAUUUAUUUGUCUGCAUUUAGCAGUCCACGGUGCUUUCAAUCGAAUCAUAUUUGACGUGGCUUCGAUCUAACUCCAUCAGAUUUUGUCACUAGAUUAGGCGAAAUAGAGUUUUUGAUCCAUUCUUUAGAAUCUAAAUUGGAGUGAUUGAUCACCAAUGAUUUAACGUAUAGCGUCUGUUCCUAGUAAAUUAUUCCGUUCUAAAGAUGGCUUUUUGAAUUCUAUUUCUUUUAAUCUACUGCUCACAUUUUGGUCUGCUAAAUUUAAACCGAUAAUGUUUCUUUUGUGAUCAAUGACAACUUUUUUAUCAUUACGAGAUCCAAUAAUUUGUUCACAUACAAUGAAUACAAAUCACACGAUAAACUAUCGGUUUAAAAAAGCUCUUAGGAUUAGUCCGGAUCGUUCAUUCAUCGCGUUACCCACGAACGAUCGGUAUUUGAUAAAACAUACGCUUUUACUUAAUUAAAAAUGAUUCAUCGUAUUAUAUUUAUAUUAAGUACCUAUAACUUAGUAUAUCGAAAUUCUAUGUAAGAU
This is a messenger RNA of Pieris rapae (cabbage white), 5328 nucleotides long. RefSeq names its product brain tumor protein (gene brat). The transcript has 6 exons. Gene Ontology annotation, molecular function: translation repressor activity; mRNA 3'-UTR binding; zinc ion binding. The coding region runs from base 401 to 2968 and encodes 855 amino acids. Gene Ontology annotation, biological process: negative regulation of translation. The record is from RefSeq and is a predicted model, not a curated record. Lineage: Eukaryota; Metazoa; Arthropoda; Insecta; Lepidoptera; Pieridae.